UUCCUUCCCUCUCUCUCCCUUUUUUUCUUGGAGGAAAUACUGCAGCCUUCUGGCCUGCGUCUGCCUCUCCAGGGAGAGGCUCACUCUAGUUCCACCCACUGGCUGGAAGGAGGGGGUUUGAAUGAAAGACAAGACAAACCUUAAACACCAUGUCACUCUGUGAGGGAGACAGCGGCAACUAAGCUGGAGAAAGCUUCUUUUCUUUUUUCUUUUUUUCCCCCUUUUUUUUCCAUUUUUCUUUUUUUUUUUUUCUCCUUUUGGUGGUGGAAGAGAGAAACAGAAAGAAAGAAAGAGCAAGAGAGGGAGAGACACACACAGAGAGAGGGAAGCAGGUCUGCAGCUCGGAGUUUACAAUCUUCCAGAUUCCUGUACCAGGACUUCCCACCCCCCCUGCCCUGCCCUCCAAACGGGGGAAAUUGACAUUACUACAGACCAGCCUGUUACAGGAGGAAAAGCCCCGGAUCAUAACUGAAGGGGGUCAGGGGCGGGCAGGGGUCCAAGGCAAGAUUUGGCGGGGUGAGAGUGGGGGAUUUUUUUCCUGCCCCCGACUUUUUCUCUCCCUCUUUUGAAAUUCUUGCUGUGUUGGAACUAGCGAGCAGUCUAAAGACAAGGAAGUCUCGGAGUUUCAUCAGUCAUCAGCACUGUCAGGAAUAGUGUUUUUGAGAAAGAAAGGCCCGGGGCACUACACCCUGCCAACUGAGUUCCCCUGCAUCGGAGAUAAAGAUUCCAGCUACAUGGGCAAACGUUUGGAGCAACCACAAAUGUACCCUCAGUACACUUACUGCUAUCCUCAUUAUCUCCAAACCAAGCAGUCCUAUGCACCAGCUCCCCACCCCAUGGCUCCUCCCAGCCCCAGCACAAACAGCAGCAGCAACAACAGCAGCAGUAACAACAACAGUGGAGAACAGUUGAGUAAAACCAACCUGUACAUUCGAGGCCUUCCGCCCGGCACCACGGACCAGGACCUAAUCAAGCUGUGUCAGCCGUAUGGAAAAAUUGUUUCCACAAAGGCAAUUCUUGACAAAAACACAAAUCAAUGCAAAGGGUAUGGCUUUGUAGAUUUUGACAGUCCGGCUGCAGCACAGAAAGCGGUAGCAUCUCUCAAGGCCAAUGGCGUACAGGCACAGAUGGCCAAGCAACAAGAACAAGACCCCACAAACCUAUACAUCUCCAAUUUACCCAUUUCCAUGGAUGAGCAGGAAUUGGAGAACAUGCUGAAACCCUUCGGCCAUGUCAUUUCCACCAGAAUAUUGAGAGAUGCCAAUGGAGUCAGCAGAGGUGUUGGAUUUGCCAGGAUGGAGUCGACUGAAAAAUGUGAAGUGGUAAUUCAACAUUUUAAUGGGAAAUACCUGAAAACACCACCAGGAGUACCAGCCCCCACUGAGCCCUUGCUGUGUAAAUUCGCAGAUGGAGGGCAGAAAAAGCGUCAGAAUCAAGGGAAAUACACACAGAACGGAAGGCCCUGGCCAAGGGAAGGAGAGCCUGGCAUGGCAUUGACCUAUGACCCCACAGCUGCUAUACAGAAUGGAUUUUAUUCUCCACCGUACAGUAUUGCAACAAACCGCAUGAUUCCCCAGACAUCUCUCACGCCAUUCAUUGCUGCUUCCCCCGUGUCCACAUAUCAGGUCCAGAGCACUUCAUGGAUGCCUCACCCACCCUACGUUAUGCAGCCAACAGGUGCUGUGAUAACACCAACAAUGGACCAUACUAUGUCAAUGCAGCCAGCAAGCAUGAUGGGCCCCCUGACGCAACAGAUGAACCAUCUUUCCUUGGGCACGACAGGAACGCGCCCUGGGACCAAGAACCAGUCACCCCACCCUAGUUAUGGCUCUGCAUAUAUGUAUAUGACUGCGGCUGCACCUAUGCAAGGGACCUACAUUCCCCAGUACACUCCUGUGCCUCCAACAGCUGUCCCUAUAGAAGGUGUUGUCGCUGAUACCUCUCCCCAGACAGUUGCACCUUCAUCACAGGAAGCCAGUGCCCAGCAACAGCAGAUAGCGGUGGAAACGUCCAGUGAACAUACGCCUGCAUAUUCCUACCAACAGUCUAAACAAUAAACAGGACUGAAGAAUGUCGAUCUGAAAACUUUGCCUUGAAUGGAGAAACUUCAACGAAUAAGGAGUUGGCUUCCAGUUUGCACAGGCGUCAACCGAAUGCUUUUUUUUUUUCAUUUUCUACUUUACCCAAUGGAAAAAAAAAACCCAAGUGUUUUUAUGUGCUGUGCGAAAGGUUCCGUCAUGUAGUCUGACAGUUUUAUUUUUGCUAUAAUUUUUUUUAAUUAAAGAAAAAUCCCAGAGGGGGAAAAAAAAAACAUAAACACUGGGGGUUGACAUUUCAUCUGGAUGAACAUUUGGAUUCAGAAUUUACCUGAAGGUGUAGAUAGAUUUUUUUUAAAAAAAAAAACAUCAAAUCUGAUGUCAAGAGGGAGCGAGCUGAGAUGAAAACCUUGUCUUCCUCAAUAAUUAAGCUACUUUCUCUUUUUUUCCCUUCUUUCACUCUAGUGCAUUUGUUUUUUAUUUUUAAUUUUUUUCUUAGAAAUGUUUAGGUAAGGUUUAUCUUGAAUCUUAAUUGCCUUAAUUUUAAGGACGUCAGAGGCUCUCCAGGCAAGCUGUCCACGUCUUGUUAGAAAAAAACCGGAGAAGGAAAUUUGAAAAGACUGCUUUGAGCCAGCUUCAACUGGUGCAGAAGUUUAAUAGACUCUGAGUUUUUAGGGUGAAAAAAAAAUAAACUGUACAGUUGAAAAGAAAAUGUUUUUCUUCGUUUGAAGAAAAUUUGUUGAUAAAGGAACCGUGGCAACUGCAAGGAUUAGAAAAAAAUGCUGGGACUUUUCAUGAACUUUGUCUUAAGUGUUGACAGGAAUCAUUCUAGAAAGGAAAUGUGAUUGACAGGAAAGUUAUUGACAUUGGUUCAAUCAAAUGGCUGCAUUCGAAAUGAUACGGGCUUUGGGGGGGCAGGAUGCAGAUUUUUUUUUUUAAUUUCUAAGGCGUCAUCGCUGACAAAGGCCCUUGUGCUUUUUAUCUGCAGUCUUUUUUAUGAGCGUUAAGAAGUUUUUAGUCAGCUUUGCUUGUCACAUUGCAAAACCUAGCUUAAGAGCAUUUAAAAAAAAAGAAAAAAAAUUUAAGUAGAUAGGAGCUUAUGGUCAAAAAAAGUGCAAAAAAAAAAGCAAUAGAUAGAAGAAAUUGUUGACAAUUUCUGUAGUCUUUCCUAGUUGUGAUCAAAUGCAGCCUAUGGAUGGCCUAUUUUAUACCAAAGAUGAAGUGACAUCCUAACGCAGUCCAGAAGAUAGAGGUUUUCUUUUGUGUUUUUUUUUCCUGUUCUUUAAAAAAAAAUCUUUAUUUGACCUACAUGGCCGGACCAGUUCUUAUUUUCAUGUUUGUUUAACCUAUAUUCCACUGGUGUUUUACAUACUGCAGAGUUUAUAAAGAAAAGCGCAUAUUAGUUGGGCUUAGGAAGCCCAAACCUGUUGGGUUCAGUUGAGAAUCAGAACAGGACAAGAUCUGAGCACCAACUAAUGUUACUGAAAAGGCUUUCAUCUUGCUGAGCUUUUCGCCUAUGCUCUUGUACAGCGCAAUCCAUAGUGGGGGUCACCUCUAUUGGGAGGCAUUUGCCUAAAAGGCUGAAUUUUCUUUCUGUGCAUGUUGGACUAUAAACUCUUCUGGGGGGAAAAAGCAUUUGAAAAGGUCACCUUUCCCCUUCCCCCCUCCCUAAAAAAAGUCUGUGGAAUGGUAGGUGGUCUCCUUAAAGAAUGUCUCAUUGUCUUUGUGAAGAAAGUCUUCCUUCUGAAUUCUGUCACCCCUUUGGUUCAUCUGCUCAUCUUUUCCAGCAUGGAUAGCAGUUUUAAUUCUGAAACUGAAAGAAAGGGAAGGCAGAAUUGUCUCCCUUUUUAUUUUUUUUUUCAUUGCAUCUUUGAAGGCUAUGGUUGCCAGAAAGAAAAGGGGAAAAUUGGACAUGUUUUCUCAAUUUAACUCUCCUGGGCAGGUAGGAAUAUUAAAAAUAAGGUUUUUUUUUCCUAACAGAAUUCUGGAUAAGCUCUUAAUAUGCUGGUUGACAAUCAAGAGUUAGUAUGAUUUAAGAAAACAAAAGCCAAAAGGAGCCGGUCCUGGAGAUCAGCUAAGCCAAAGGAGGCAGCGGAGGCCCAAUUAGGUCCAAAAGUGAAUGCAGUUUCAUUAGCUGAGACACAAUUGUACAUGGUUCUUUGAAGACCUCCAUGGGAAAUUUGCAAUAUUUUACCUGAAAUCCAGGGCAGUGAAACUUUGUUAAUUGAGAAGGGUUUGAUAGUAGUACUGUUUUCUGAAUGAGGCACUGGGAUGAAAGAAUUGGUGGAGCGCCUAGAAGACAAAAAUAAGUUGCUGAGUCGAAGGAAUGAGGUAAUGAGGUCGUUUUGUAUAAUUACUGUGAAAAAGGAAAUAAUAUUCAUUUAAAAGGAAAAGAAGUCAAUCAUAUUCCAAUGAAAUCCACUUAAAUAAAAGCUGCGGUUCUGAAAUUGAUCUGAAAGUUCUCAUGAAAGAAACACCUUUAAAUCCAAGCAAAAAUGAUUUCAAGUAAUGGUGCUUCCCUAUAUCUUAAUUUUAAUUUUCAAUUUGAAGGAAAUGAUCCUUCCAAUAAUUGGCUGCUAUAGUUCAAUUCAAUACCCAUUCCAGAGAGAAAAAGCCACUGCCUGUUGGUCCCUACUAUCAUGUAAUACCCCCAUAGGUUAGGGGGGGGGAGACACUCUAGGUUUCCACUUCAUUUAUUGUCUUCUCCCUGGGUUUUGUGGGUUGUUGUUUUUUUUGACAUUUUGUAGAUGGCACCAACUUGAGUUUUAUCAUUGUAGAGCUGCCCAUAGAGAGCUACAAAGAAUUCUUCAAACCAGAUCCAUUUAUUUUCCUCUUCCCAUUCUUCAAAACACCUCAUAUAAUUAUGGAUUCUCCCUGAAAAUAAUUGAAUUGAAUAGAAAACAACCUUAUUUUAUUCUAUUUCAUUAUAAAUCCCAAUGUGACAUAAAGAAAAGUCUCAUUUGCUCUGGACAAUGAGAUUCCAAGGUAGCUACCAUGUGGCUGAUGAAUAUGCUGAGGUCACUUCCUGUUUCUAUUCAAAAUACUGCUGUUUCAUUUAUAUGUUUAGAGGUUGUUGGGGUUUUUUGUUUUUUGUUUUUUUGUUUUUUGUUUUUCUUUGGUUUGGUUUAGUUUGGUUUUCCCCAGCAAUGAAAGCAAAAUAAUUUUGAUGUUUUUAUUAAGCCAAUUGGGACAAAAGGAAACCACCCCACCAAACAUUUUGACCACUGCCAUGUAUUUUGUGUUCAAAUUGUUUAAACCAUGCCACACUGUCAAAGAUCUCAUCUCAUACCAAAAGGGAAAGGGAAAAUGUUUCUUCUCUGUACAUGAGUUAGCUUAUCCUUCUCUGUCCUCUGACCUAUGAACUUUCUCAAAUGUCAAACCACGCCUGAAAAAUAGCAGCUUGAACAGGUAAGCAAUAGUAGGUUCCAAGCAUAGGCCUUGUUUGAGAGGGAAAAACACACACAAGCAAACCAACCCUUCCAUGUUUGCUUGGAAAUAGUGGUGAAUAGAGUAAUGAUAUGGUAAUAAACUAUAGUGCAGAGAUAGUAAAAUUCUUUGAGAACAUAAUUGUCUAAAAACAAAGCUAAUUAUCCUAUAUGUUAUGGGUCAAUAGAGUUUCUGCAUUUGGCCUGCUAUUUCAAUUGCCCCAUUGGUCUUACAUAUCAACACCAGGAGAUUCCUGAUUGAACGAUAGAGUUCCUUAAAGUCUUUGGGCAAGAGAACCUGAUCUUAAAAUAUGGGAGCAAACUAAGAUCAACAAACCAUACUCCGUAAAUAUUUGUUGUCACAUCCAAACUGUAGUCCUCAGUCAGUGGAACACAAAUUAAUAUUUUCUUUUCUUGAAGAUGAGAGGUUGUCCAAGGGAAAAUGUAUAUGAUAACUGGGAGUUUCUAAAUACCUUCUUAUGCCUUCUAAAGGAAAGAUGAGGUCACAGAAGGAUUAUAAGAGAACUGAAUAUGCAAAUGAGAGUGUUGGUAGCAGAGGGCUGCCUUGGGCCUCUGGGAACUCCUGAUUAUAUAUAAGACAUGAAUAUACGAGCUGGCUAAAGGAUUCCCAAUGAGUCUGAUCCUAAAUUUACUUGUGUUUUCUUGGUUCAUUGGCUAGAUGCUGUUUGUCUAGAAUGUUGGUGCCAGUCUUCAUUAGAAUUCUUGCCAAGACUCUUGCAGAUGCAUAAAAAAUGGUGGCCCAUUUUGAGUAGCUCUCAUUAGAUGAAAGGUGGAUUUCAGGGGAACUUGAUUCAGUUUGGACACCCAGGCUACAUCUUCAUGGUUUUUCAGUAGCUUAAAUGGACUCAUUGAAACAGAUUAAAUGACCAGCCGAACAAAGCUAGACAUGUUUAAAAAAAAAAGUUUUGUUCUAAAGUGGGCAUAUGAACCAUUGCAGAAAAAGAGAGCUAUUCAGGAAAGAGAAAAUCAUAAGUAAGUUUUAAAUGGUUUUUAUAUGAGCAAAAAUAAAAUGAAGGGAAAUUAUUUAUAUAUGUAUGUACCAAUAUGCAGCCCAUUUGAGGAAACCUCCAUUGUAAUAAAGCCUAUUUUUAAUAUGUCAUAGUAUUUUGACCUAUGUUAUGUUGUCUAUGGCAGGAAAGGAUGAAAUUUGGGUUCUUAUGUCAUAGUUAGCUUGGCCAGUAUGCAUCUGUUAAACUCAACCGGGCUGGCAAGUUCUUGCUGAAUAUUACAGGAGGAGUUAGAUGACAAAAUUUUCAUAGGCUCUUUGCCCCUGUUCUCCCAGUUGUCCAUCCUGCAUCCAGACUGUAAUGAACUUAAGAGUAAUGAAUCAAUCUAUCUUGAUGGUGACACUAAAUAAGGUUUUGGAAAAGAACUUGGGUUUCAGUCAAUCUCAACUGGCAUUUGUUGUUGAAAAUUUUCCUUAAGGUAAAAUUGUUCCUAUUAUCGAGCUCUUGGUCAGGGAUGGUUUCAGUGGUUGAUCUAUUGUUCAUGGUACUUUGUGCAAUGAGAGUGCAAAAGUCUACCACCAAGCCCAGUGAGUGCUCAUGAGCCUCCACUUAGUGCACCCGCCCCCUCCCAUCAGGUUAAUGAUUUCUUUUGUUUUAACUUGAUACUUAUACAUAAAUGCCACUGCCAAGGAUGGAUAAUGUCAACAAUGCCCUUUGGUUCCCUAUCAUUCCUAAUUCAGCAUGUAGCAGUGAUAUAACAUAGGAGGAAGCCACUUUGAGUCCUCCAGAAAACAUCACCUCUAUAUGACCACCACCAUUUCCCGCAGUCCACCCUGGUCUGCCCAGCCAUUGAUCACAUUCGCUGCUGAGGCUUACUGCCAUGAUUUGUGAUUAUACAAAGGAAUCCAUUCAUCCUCAGUUCCUUCCAUCCACCCUUGGGUAACUUUGCUGUUCAUUGUACUACCUCCAGGGAAUGGUGGAUAAUGAAACAGGAAGGAGGUAAAACUGAAAUCAGUCCAAUUUACUACUCAUCAAAUCAUCUGAUAACAUGUUCGGUUGACAUCUUUGGUUACAAUGAGGUAUAUUGGGUUUAUCUGUGGAUUUCAGUUACUCAACCCAUCUUGUUCCCUAUUUACCACAAUUUGUGGAGAGUUAACUAUAGUCUUUGAAGAUGAUAAAUGGGGAGGGGAGAGAGAGAGAAGGUGCUAAAAGCAUAAAUGUUGAUUUGACUUCCCUCACUGUUGUGAUUUCUUUGACAUCUGUAUACUUUUGAUCAGGACAAAGAUGAAUCAGUUCACUUACCAGAGAAAAACAUCAACUGUUGGACAAGUCCACCUCAAAUUUUAAGUUGCUAAGAAGGAUGUGCUUAGUUUCUGUGCUUUGAAUGACUUUGCCUUCCUCUAUCAUGACAGAAUGGUUUCUAUGUUCUGGUAGAGCUUAAUGAUAGCUUCAAAUGGAAAUAAUGCCCACUUCUUUUUUUCAGUUUUAGAGUUGGGCAUCUUCUCAACUCCCUGGUAACAGAAUAUUGCUAAAGGUGCUUUGUCUCACAGUAAAACAUGUUUUCAUUCUAAUUCUUUAGCAAAAAAAAAAUGGGCUAGUUCCUAGGCAUCAUGGAGGCACUUGGAAAAUUAUCCCUAUUGCGAGGGAGGGAAAGAAAAACAGCAAAACAGAAAAACAAUCCUUUGUGUGUGAGAAAAUCCAUAGAUAUAAUUGGAACCAUAAAGCUAAGCAAACAAAAAACCUGUUUGAUGUUGUGUUGAUGAAAAAUUAGCUUCAAUUAGAAUGGGACAUGGCUUCUUUAAAGAAUCUUUGCAGACCUCAUGGUAACCAAAUCCUAGACCAUUGAACCUCUGAAUGCCAUUCAGUUCUGAACCUGAUUUAUCAAAGAGCAUUUUUGUCCUGCUGGCUCUGAUUGUCAUGGAAAGUUCUGUAAUGCUAAGGUGUUUCAGGUUUUCCUUUUUCUUUCUUUUUUUUUCCUUUUUCUUACUUUAUUUUUUCCAUUUGUACCACAGUCCGACUAGCUACCAUUUCCCCUACUCCUUGGGCUUUCUGUAGAUCAGUGGAUGUUAGGUUUAAACUUCUGUUUUCUUUGAUGAAGCUUUCAAUAAAAAAUGAAAACAAA
This is a messenger RNA of Phascolarctos cinereus (koala), 8551 nucleotides long. The record is from RefSeq and is a predicted model, not a curated record. NCBI's taxonomy places the organism in Eukaryota, Metazoa, Chordata, Mammalia, Diprotodontia, Phascolarctidae.